AUGUCAGAAGACCAAAAAAAAGUUAGAUUUAACGAAGAAAUAGAAACCAAAAUAAUAGAAGAAAACAACAAUAAUAAUAAUAAUAAUAAUAAUAAUAAUAAUAAUAAUAAUAAUAAUAAUAAUAAUAAUGAAGAGGAUUUCGAAGAACAAAUUUUAAAACAAAUUAAAAUUGGUAAUGAAAAACAAAAUCAAAGAGAAAAAGAAAUAAAAGAAAGAAGCAAAAUUAUAGAUUUAAAAAGAGAAAGAAAAUACAAAGAGGAAAUAUUAAAUGACAAAAUUGAGAGCAUUGAAGGUGAAGAAAAUUAUGAUAGCGAUGAUGAAGAGAGAAGAAAAAGGGAUGAGAAUAAGAAAUUCAAAGCAACUAUUAGAACGAAAAGAGCAUUUAGGAACGAUGACGAAUAUAGUGAUGAAGAAAUUGACAAUGACGACGAAAGCGAAGAUAGAUUCAGAAAAAAUAAAAAUGAUGAUGGGGAAAUUGAAAUCGACUCAUUUAAUUUAGAAGGUGAAAAUGAAAGAGGUUAUUUUGAUCAGAGUGGUAAUUUUAUAUUCAAAGAAGAAACAAAAGAAGAUGAUGCAUGGUUACAAGAAUACGAUCAAGUAUGGUCAUCUAAAAUGCCUAAAAUAUCAAAAAGAGAACUCGAGAAACAAAAUGCACAACAAACUGCAGAAGAAGAAGAUCUUUGGGAAAAAGAGCACCACGAAGAACUCAAAAAAAGAAGACUGGGCCUAUCUGAUAAUGAAAAAUCAUUCCGUUUAGAAACAUUGAACAAAGUUUAUAAUAUUUUACAAAAUGAAAAGGAAACUGUUUUAUCAGCAUUAAAAAGACUAGGUGGCAACAAUAAUAGUGUAUCGAAAAGACCAGAAAUCAAAAGAAAGAACCCACCAAAAAACAAAAGAACCACCACUACUACUACUACAUCCACCACCGCCACCCCAACCGACACUAAACAAUCUGAAGAAGAUAAAAAACAAUUUAACAAAUUAACAGAACUUGCAGACUCAUUACUAUCAAGUGGUUUUAUGAAUAUUUAUUCAGAAACUAAAUUAUCGAUUAAUGAAAUAUUUAAAAAAGACUCUUAUACACCAUUAUAA
Messenger RNA from Dictyostelium purpureum, 1092 nucleotides. RefSeq lists its product as uncharacterized. The coding region runs from base 1 to 1092 and encodes 363 amino acids. Lineage: Eukaryota; Evosea; Eumycetozoa; Dictyosteliales; Dictyosteliaceae. The record is from RefSeq and is a predicted model, not a curated record. The transcript has a single exon. Gene Ontology annotation, cellular component: U5 snRNP.